AAAACGUGAGAUGUGUUUUUAGGUAGGCGUCGUGUCGCUCUUAUCCUCUGUUCACGCCAUUCAUAAGCCUGUAUGGCCACAAAAAAAAACGACAGAUUUAGAGAGAAAAGAGAGAGAGAGAUAUGUCAGGUUCUGUUUUCGUUCCCGGUAUGGCGAUUGGAGUUCCGACGCUUUCUCGUUCGAGCUCUGCUCACCGGAGCUUGGAACCCACGAAGAAGAUGAUAAUGACUAAUGUCAAAUUCGUGACCAUUUUUCGAAAUCCGUCAAGCUGUUCAGGGACAAAACGGUCAUUUCGCGUUACUGCUUCCAAUGACCGGUCGGAACAAGCAGAUAACGGUCAAGGAGUUCAGGAGGACUUAAACUACUUGUUGAAGAUCGGAGUUGGUUCAGUGGCAGGCGCAGCUAUAAUCAAAUACGGAAGUGUCUUGUUCCCACAGAUCACAAGACCUAAUCUCACUCUAGCCCUCUUCAUUAUCAUGGCUCCUGUUGUAAUCUCUGUUAUCCUUUUGUUCCUAUCAUCAUCAUCAUCCAAGAAACACAACUGAUUGGUAAUAAAAAAAGUGUAAAUGUAAUUCAGCUCAUUGUGAAAAGAUCGUGUCAACGAUGAGAAAGUUUCAGUAUAAUCCAGAAUUAAAAA
Messenger RNA from Arabidopsis lyrata subsp. lyrata, 637 nucleotides. RefSeq lists its product as uncharacterized. Lineage: Eukaryota; Viridiplantae; Streptophyta; Magnoliopsida; Brassicales; Brassicaceae. Gene Ontology annotation, cellular component: chloroplast. The transcript is spliced from 2 exons. Bases 123 to 545 code for a protein of 140 amino acids. The record is from RefSeq and is a predicted model, not a curated record.